UUCUUCCAUUCCUAAACCAAAUCAUCCCACCCCUAGCUAGCCAGAACAAAAUGGUGGCCUUCAGAUCAAAAUACCUUCUCAUACCGUUCCUCAUAUCACUACUUGUCAUCUCAGGCCUCGUCAUAUACAAACUUGUUAUCCAUUUCUCAAGCCAUUCCAAUACCACCCACUGCAAUCCUUCUUCCUGCGGGAGCAUCCACAAUAUCAGCUUCCCUUUUCGACUAAAUACUGAUCCAAAACAUUGUGGCAAUCCUCAUUACCAGUUAACCUGUGAACAAAACCGAACAGUGUUAACUUUACAUUAUUCCCAGAAAUACUAUGUUCAGUCCAUCAAUUACGACAACUACACUAUCCGUGUGGUUGAUCCUGAUGUACAAGAAAACAAUAAUAUGUGCUCCUUUCCCCGAUAUGCUGUAGCUCGGUACAGUUUUGCAGCUGUAAAAAAGUACAGUUUUUUUAGAUACCACGGUGGUAAUCCAUAUAGCAUAUUACGUGCCAAGAGGACACAAGAUUCCUGGGAAAAGUUGCAUCCAAUUCCUUUAAUUACUGUGCCAAUUAUUUUCCUGAGGUGUCCGUUUCCAUUGAAGUCUUCCACUUUUGUGGAAACCACUAAAGAGUGUUGGAAUAAUAAAAGCAGUAGUGGUAGGAAUAAUAAUGUUCCAUUUUACUCUUCUGCAGGCCACGCUUAUGCUAAGUUAGGCACUCUUAAUGCAUCGGAUUUAAGAAUUUCAUGCCGGGUUGAGCUCAUAACUAUGACUUCCUGGCGAAUUCAAGAAAAUAAUUAUGUGUCGUCUCAGAUUAAUAUUAGUCUAUUGGAAAUCCAUGAUGCUUUGACGUAUGGGUUUGAGCUAUCCUGGUUCCAGGCUCUUUGUGAUCAAAAUUGCUGGUGGAGUAAUGCAUGUGGACUUGAUGACACCACAAAUGAGAUUACCUGCUGGCACAACUACGGUAAGAAUUAUAUGAUAGGUGACUUGUACUAG
This is a messenger RNA of Ipomoea nil (Japanese morning glory), 980 nucleotides long. RefSeq lists its product as uncharacterized. NCBI's taxonomy places the organism in Eukaryota, Viridiplantae, Streptophyta, Magnoliopsida, Solanales, Convolvulaceae. The record is from RefSeq and is a predicted model, not a curated record. Bases 51 to 980 code for a protein of 309 amino acids. Gene Ontology annotation, molecular function: polysaccharide binding. The transcript has a single exon.